CAUGUUCUCGUGUUGCUCUCAGUGCUGUGUGCUGCAGGAUCGUAUGUUCCUCAUAACUAUCACUUUGUGAAUGAGAGUAAAAAGUGGACAGACGCGCAAAAAUACUGCAGAGAGAAUUACGUUGAUUUGGCCACCAUCAGCAACAUGGAUGAAAUGAACGAGCUGAUAAACAUUCUGAAAAAUAAAACGGUGAAUCAGACCUGGAUCGGACUACAGAAGAAAAAAGAUGUUAAAAAAUGGCGGUGGUCUCUGGCUGAUGAAACUUAUGGAGACUUGUACACAUACUGGUAUCCAGGACAACCAAAUGAAAACUCAGGAGAAAUCUGUGUUAACAUGUGGAAUGGAAACGGGAUGUGGAAUGAUGACACGUGUAAUACUUUACAUCCAUUUGUGUGUUAUGACAAUAAACUGAUUCUGAUACAGCAGAAUCAGACCUGGAGAGAAGCUCUGAAAUACUGCAGGGAUAAUCAUGACGACCUGGCCUCGAUUCAACGCGAGAAGAUCCAGCGAUGGGUUGAGAAUGUGGUUCAGAAAGCCUCCACCGAACACGUGUGGCUCGGCCUGCGGCACACUCUGGGUUUCUGGUUUUGGGUGGAAGGAGAGUUCCUCUGCUACGAGAACUGGGCCCCGGGGAACUGGACAGGGGCCGAAGACUGCAGCACUGAAGAGAGGAGCGGAGCGGUGGAGUCCGGGGGAAAACACAAGUGGAUCAGCCUGCCUGAGAGCCAAAAGCUCAACUUCAUCUGCAGCAUCUAA
Trichomycterus rosablanca is the source of this 756-nucleotide messenger RNA. Its product is annotated as C-type lectin lectoxin-Thr1-like. NCBI's taxonomy places the organism in Eukaryota, Metazoa, Chordata, Actinopteri, Siluriformes, Trichomycteridae. The annotation marks the transcript as partial. The record is from RefSeq and is a predicted model, not a curated record. The transcript is spliced from 2 exons.